AUGUUAAAGAAGGUGUUGAUGAGUGAAUUUGAGAUAACUGAUCUAGGAAAGAUGACAUAUUUACUAGGGAUGAAGUUUAUGUACUCUAAGAAGGGUGUCAUUUUGCAUCAGUUGAAAUAUGAACAUGAGCUUCUGAAGAGAUUUGAGUUGUUAAAUUGUAAGGUUGAUGUCACACCGUCAGAAACAAAUCACAAAUUGGAUUCUGAUUCUAAAGGUGAUGAUGUAGAUGACACAACUUUGAAGCAGUUGGUUGGCUCUCUGAGGUAUUUAUGUAAUGUCAGACCUGAUAUUUGCUAUACAGUUAGAAUGGUUAGUAGCUUCAUGAGUAAGCCAAAGUGGUCUCAUUAUCAAGUUGUUUUCAGUAUUCUGAGGUAUAUUAAGGGGACUCUGAAGUAUGGAGUUUUAUUCUCUUCUGGAGAGAAGACUAAUACAGAGUUGAUGUGUUACUCAGACUCUGAUUGGUGUGGAGACAUAGUUGACAGAAAAAGUACUUCUGGAUAUUUGUUUAAGUAA
Messenger RNA from Lathyrus oleraceus (garden pea), 513 nucleotides. RefSeq lists its product as uncharacterized. Bases 1 to 513 code for a protein of 170 amino acids. The record is from RefSeq and is a predicted model, not a curated record. Lineage: Eukaryota; Viridiplantae; Streptophyta; Magnoliopsida; Fabales; Fabaceae. The transcript has a single exon.